AUGCACGUCCUGUCGGCAGCCGGAUUCGGGCACGCGCACGAUUUUGACGGCGGUUUACGCGAAGUCCCGCAAGGCCACACCUGGAGUCUGGUUGAUGUCCUAAUGGUUUUGCUGCAGAAUCUUCGAUAUACAUUGCUGUUUUCAAAGUCGAUGCUGCUCGGCAUGAUGAUGCCGACCCAGUACCGCGAGAUUAACGCCACUAUGGAAGAAUUUCGCCAGUACAUGAAGGAGAUCAUCGCGGAGAACCUUCGGGUUUGGAGGGCAGCCACGAAACCUAUGUAUCUCAGUGACGGCGAGCUAUUGGGCAAUCUGUACGUGUUCAAUUUGGCUGGAUUUGAAACGACGGCCAAUUCCUUGACAUUCACCAUUUCCUUUCUCGCUGCCAAUUCAGAUGUGCAGGAGUGGGUAGGCGAAGAGAUCGAUGCUGUCGUGAAGGGCAAAGACAAUCUGGACUAUGAAGAAGGUUUCCCCUUGCUGGUGCGAUGCUUGGCGCUGAUGUACGAAACUCUGCGUAUCUGGGGCCCUGUCUCCGACAACUCGCGUUGUACAUACGUGACCACCAACUUGUACGGCAUCCAUAGCGAUCCGCGCUGGUGGGGUGCGGACUCGCUGGAAUGGCGACAGACGCGCUGGGUCCGAGUUGACGAGAAGACGGGCAAGGAAUCAAUCGCGCCACAGCCGCCUGGAGCCGCGUUUAUGGCGUGGAGUGCUGGACCGAGAGUCUGUCCGGGCCGGAAGUUUAGCCAGGUCGAGUUUGUCGCGGUCAUUUCGUCGCUGUUGAGGCGCUACAGGCUGAAGCCGUUGGUAAUGCAGAGUAAAAGCAUGAAGACGGAGGAACAAGGGAGACGAGCGUUGUUGGAAGUCAUUGACGAUUCGAUGAGUGGUGUUACGCCGACCAUGAGGAGGCCGGAAGAUGCCGGGGUGGUGUUUGUCGAGCGGUGA
This is a messenger RNA of Rhinocladiella mackenziei CBS 650.93, 942 nucleotides long. RefSeq lists its product as uncharacterized. Gene Ontology annotation, molecular function: heme binding; monooxygenase activity; iron ion binding. The transcript is spliced from 4 exons. The record is from RefSeq and is a predicted model, not a curated record. Bases 1 to 942 code for a protein of 313 amino acids. NCBI's taxonomy places the organism in Eukaryota, Fungi, Ascomycota, Eurotiomycetes, Chaetothyriales, Herpotrichiellaceae.